AUGUCGUCUAACAGAUUCGAAGGACAGCCAGAAGGCCAGCGGACUCAAGUUCAGACCAGGCACGCCCACUUCGCCACUCCAGCACUCCCCGCUCGAACCGCCUCACAAGACCCCGGAGUCGUCACUCUCUCCCUCAAAACAACACGCGACCCCCACUCCAUCGCAGAAGCGCUCAACUCCUACUCACCUCGACAAACCCCUUUCCACCUCCUCUCACCAACCCAAAUCUGCGACGAAAAAGUCAUCCGCCAUGACCACACCGUCGCACAGCACUUCGAAAGCCAAUCACAACAGCCACGAAGUAUCGACAACGACACCCAUCCGCACAAGAAAAUCGUAAUACACCACCGCGAGCUCGUCGGCCUCAACCUCAUUUCCAACCUGACCCGAAUCCAAUACGGAUACUGGCAUGACGAACCGGCCUGCCUCAUAGGAUUCACAUUUCAGUUUCUCGGGAGUGAACACGGACAUAGAUGGGUUCGAUUCGACAGAGCGGAUGUGACGAUCAAGUUCCACAAAACAGAAAGUGAAGCUGAGGGGCAAGACCCUGAAGUCGUUGAUUUUGGGCCCAAACAUCUGGUAACUGGCAACAAUGGAACAGAAGAGAAGCGCGAAUGGCAUCUGUCCGCCAACCUUCCAGCCGUCACGCUCGGCGCCAUACCAGUGCUAGGGCUCACAGCAGGAGUGUCCCGCACAUACGACAAACGAUACGCCUCGUCUGUAGAAGGAGCGAGUGUACCAUCGCAUGGACACACAGCACCAGAUUUGGUACGAUUUUGGAUUCGAGAGGAUGCGAAGCAAAGGGAAGGAUUGCCGCUGGAGCUCGACUGUGCUAUCGUCGUCACGUUUGCAGCGCCAGCGAGUUUCCGAGCUACAGUGAGCGUGAAAGCAGGAGCAGUGUUUGAUAUGUUGGCGCAACCAUGGAGUGAGGCGGAGCCGGUUCUGUUUCAGCAUGGGGUUGAGCUUGGAGAGCCGGUAGGCAAGGCUAAGAUGGGUAUGGUCGACUUCGCGACUUUGGAUGUGCGAGAUUGGGGGCAAAUGGUAGGGGCGGAAGGGAUGCUUGAAGCUGGAAAGCGGUGA
Cercospora beticola is the source of this 1080-nucleotide messenger RNA. RefSeq lists its product as uncharacterized. The record is from RefSeq and is a predicted model, not a curated record. NCBI's taxonomy places the organism in Eukaryota, Fungi, Ascomycota, Dothideomycetes, Mycosphaerellales, Mycosphaerellaceae.